Messenger RNA from Aspergillus nidulans FGSC A4, 2229 nucleotides. RefSeq names its product RNA-dependent ATPase ROK1 (gene rok1). Gene Ontology annotation, cellular component: nucleolus. Gene Ontology annotation, biological process: maturation of SSU-rRNA. Gene Ontology annotation, molecular function: ATP binding; RNA helicase activity; ATP hydrolysis activity. The record is from RefSeq and is a predicted model, not a curated record. Lineage: Eukaryota; Fungi; Ascomycota; Eurotiomycetes; Eurotiales; Aspergillaceae. Bases 1 to 2229 code for a protein of 742 amino acids. The transcript has a single exon.
AUGGACGCCUUUAAACUGUUGACUCGAUCAACUAAAUUGAAGUCUGCUACCACCCAGUCUUCGACUCUCCCGUCUACGGGAAAAGCAGCAAACCCGCAACUAUUCCGCGGUGCUGCAGCAGAGAAGCUCGAGAAGGGGAGUGGCAAGAAGAGAAAAAGGGCCCAUGCUGCAGAUGAUGAAGCAGUAGUCAAUGAGGAUGCGCUGAACCUGGAUUUCUUCAGCCAGGGCAGAAGCUCUAUUCCGAAGAGCUCGGAUGCCGCAACGACAAAGGGAUCUGGCGCGCCAGCAGGUCAGGAGGGAGCCUCUGAAUCGGACUCGGAUGCCGAUGACGAGCCAAUGGAUGAAGUUCAGCGCCGAACGAUUUUGAAUGCUCAUAAGAUCAAGGUCACUGAUAUGCGUGACUUAGAAGAGCUCGCACCCGCCCAGGUUCAAAGUGAAGAGCCAAAGAAGAAGAAGAAGCGCAAGCAGCAGGAGGAGGCAGAGAAGCAGCAGCCUCAGACUCUUAGUAAAAAGGAGCAGAAGAAGGCGCGGCGCUUGUUUCCGCAGCCCCUUGUGUCAUUCAAGGAGCUACGCUCGAAGUACAAAAUCUCGCGACGGCUGGCGGAGAAUAUUGCCGAGCAGGGAUUCACUGUUCCAACUGAGGUUCAGCUGGGGAGUCUUCCUUUGCUUUUGGGAAAUAGCGCAGUCCCGGGGGGGAGUUCUGAUUCUACGAGCGCCACUGAGCCGGAUCUUCUGGUGGUUGCACCAACUGGAAGCGGGAAAACGCUUUCCUUUAUGAUCCCUGUGAUCAAUAAGAUUGUUCGGCAUCACCAUACGCAUCCAGAAGAGCGUGGCAUCUUUGCCGUCGUUGUCGCCCCGACAAAGGAGCUCGCUAGCCAGAUUGUCAACGAGGGGAGGAAGCUGGCACUUGGAACAGGUGUAAAGGUAACGCUGAUGAAGAAGGGGAUGCGGGUAGUGGAACGUGAGAACGAAGAUGAAGAUGUCCUAGAUGAGAGUAAUUCAGAAUCAUCAGAAUCUGAGAGCGACGAAAGGACUCCCAACAACAAGAACAAGGGACCCGUUCCUAUUACCAAAAGUGACAUUCUUGUUUCAACACCCUUGCAACUAGUCAAUGCGCUCUCCGACAACAAGACGAAGCCUCUCGCAACCCUACCAUUGGUAAGGAACUUGGUUCUGGAUGAAGCCGAUGUCUUGUUAGAUCCCUUGUUUCGUGACCAGACAUUGGACAUCUGGCGCUCCUGCACUCAUCCAGAGCUCCGUGCCAGCCUUUGGUCCGCGACUAUGGGUUCUAGCAUCGAGGACAUGGCCAAGACAACGAUCAAAGAGCGAAAGCUGUCUUUGCCGCAAACCAAGUCAUACCCCCUACUUCGACUUGUCGUCGGCUUAAAAGACUCCGCUAUUCCGAAUAUUAAGCACAAGCUAGUCUACGCCGCCACAGAGCAAGGAAAGCUCCUCGGUCUCAGACAGCUCAUCCACCCCACAGCUGCGACAACAUCAGAUGUCCGUCUUCGACCACCCUUCCUUAUAUUCACACAGACAAUUCCUCGAGCUAUUGCGUUACAUUCUGAACUUCUUUACGACAUUCCUCCUGAGGCCGGUGGCUCUGCGCGAAUCGCAGUGCUUCAUUCGGACUUAUCGGAUACACAGAGAUCAGACAUCAUGAAAGGCUUCCGUAAAGGCGAGAUUUGGAUCCUUGUCACGACGGAUUUACUCGCCCGUGGUGUUGACUUCCGCGGUAUAAAUGGGGUUGUCAACUACGAUAUCCCUAAUUCCCCAGCUGUCUACGUUCACAGGGUUGGACGGACCGGGAGAGCUGGUCGCGAGGGUGGCGUCGCAGUGACCUACUACACAAAAGAGGACAUUCCUUAUGUCAAGAGCAUCGCCAACAUCAUCGAUGUCAGUGAAAAGCUACGAGGAGAAAACGGUGAACGAUCAGUGCAGAAAUGGCUACUAGAUGCAUUGCCAGAUCUCAGCAAGAAGAACAAGAAGGAAUUAAAGAAGCACGGCGUCAAGGCUAGGCAAACGGGUCUCAAGGGUGCCACGGAUGAAAAGGAGCAACGCCGGACGAGAAUCAGUACCAAGAGCGGGUUCGAUCGCCGAAAAGAAUACAACAAGAAGAUGAUGAUUGCCGCCAGCCAGAAGAAAACACAAGCCCGAAAGAACGGAGCUGAUUCCGACAGUGCUGGUGACGACGACGACGAAGACGGCUGGAACGGCUUAGAUGAUUAA